Molecule: messenger RNA, 1194 nt
Organism: Mytilinidion resinicola
Lineage: Eukaryota; Fungi; Ascomycota; Dothideomycetes; Mytilinidiales; Mytilinidiaceae
Product: putative alcohol dehydrogenase
Exons: 4
Coding region: 1-1194 (397 amino acids)
Molecular function (GO): oxidoreductase activity; zinc ion binding
Source: RefSeq, a predicted model, not a curated record
AUGUCCGACACUAAACCCAACGCCGCCCGUGCUAUCGUCUCGCGCGGGCCGCUUUCAAAAGGCCUGUGGAAGAUGGAGGAUGUGACGAUCCGCGAACCGGGGGAUGAUGAAGUUGUGGUAAGGGUUGUGGCGAGCGGGGUCUGUAGUACGGAUGUGCAUUUUGGGAAUGUGAAGGAGGGGGAGUGGGGAGCGUGCUAUCCGUGUGUUAAGGGGCACGAAGGCUCCGGCAUCGUCGAACGCACCGGCUCCUCCGUCACGACCUGCACCCCGGGCGACCCGGUCCUCCUCUCCUUCUCCUCCUGCACUACCUGCGCCCUCUGCACCUCCGGCCAUCCCGUCUACUGCCCGGAGUUCAACGAGAUCAACUUCCUCGGCCGCCCUGUCUUCUCUCCAGCGUCUACUUCCAACUCCCCGGAAGUAACACCAACCAUCCGAGGCUCCUUCUUCGGCCAAUCCAGCUUCGCGUCCCGCACUGUGGUCCGCGAGAUGAGCGUUGUUAACGUAAAGGGGCUCGUGAGUGAGGAUGAGGGGGUUAGGCUGGAGGAGUUGAGGUUGCUGGCGCCGCUGGGGUGUGGGAUCCAGACCGGGUGGGGGACGAUUAAGAAAGUUGCGGGAGCGGGGGAGGAGGAUGUGGUGUGUGUGGUUGGUUUGGGGGGUGUGGGGUUGAGUGGGAUUAUGGCCGCCAAAGCUCUCGGUUGCAAAGUCAUCAUCGGUAUCGAUGUUCUCCCAUCCCGCCUCUCCCUCGCCACCGACCUGGGCGCAACCCACACCCUCCUCUCCCCCUCUGCCUCCUCUCCUCUCCCCCUCGCUACCCUCAUCUCGUCCGUCCGCGCCCUCACCCCCUCCUCCCUCGGCCCCACCAUCACACUAGACACGACCGGCAUCCCCGCCCUGAUCCGUACCGCCAUCGCCUUCACCGCCCCGCGCGGCAAGAUCCUGCAAGUAGGCACCGCGCCCCCCUCCACGGUGCUCGACCUGCCCAUCUUCGAGUUCAUGGUCCAGGGGAAGCAGUAUAUUGGCGCUAUUGAAGGAGACUCGGUGGCGCGGGAGAGUGUGGCGGAGUUGGUGGGGGAAUGGAGGGCGGGACGGUUGGGGUUGGAGAAUAUCGUGGAGUAUUUUGGGGCGGAGGGGUGGGAGAACGCGGUGGAGGGGAUGAGGGGGGGUGGGGUUGUGAAGCCGGUGCUUGUGUGGUGA